Penaeus monodon (black tiger shrimp) is the source of this 3661-nucleotide messenger RNA. RefSeq names its product titin-like. The record is from RefSeq and is a predicted model, not a curated record. Lineage: Eukaryota; Metazoa; Arthropoda; Malacostraca; Decapoda; Penaeidae. The transcript is spliced from 2 exons. Bases 41 to 3247 code for a protein of 1068 amino acids.
AGAGGUCAAGUUGUGACAGAGUCUACACAUACAACGAAACAUGAGAGGAGCGAUAUUAUGGUUACUUGGGGUAGCAGCAGUGGCUUCCCUGCCGCUGUCGGACCCCCCCACACGCAACAUGGAGGACCUUAUGCAGCUGAUCCUCGACGCACGACCUGCAGACAACGACCUUGAAGGAGACGUCAUCGAAGUCCAUCCUGAGGCAGAGGCCCUGAGUGUGCCGGUAACCACGCAGUCGUCCGUCAAUGUGACCUCCAAGGUGCCCAGCGACCCGGCUGGCACUGUGCCUGCCGAUGAUGCUUCUACCCCUGUCGUAACUACGCCUGAACAGGAACAGGUGCAGCAGCAGCAGGUAGCGGAGGAAGACCAUGGACAGGUAAAUGAACAAGAGCAGAUGCCCGAAGACGCAGAACAAGUGCCUGAACAAGAACUUGCGCUCGAGCAGGAACAGCAAGUGCCUGAGGAGGUGACGUUACCCGAGCAGGAACAAGUCCCCGAAGAGGUACAACAGGUUCCCCAGCAGGAGCAGCUCCCUGUCGAGCCGCAGGCGAACCCUCUCGUGCCUGUCCCGGUCCAAGAACCUUCGAGGUUGGAGUACUUCAUCCCUGACACAGACCAAGAACCCGAGAUUGUGUACAUCCCUAUGGUUGACGUUCCUGAAGAGCUUCCUGAAGACGGUCUUGUAGCAGAAGCCCAAGAAGGCGUAGAGGAAGUCGAUGUCCCCGAGGAAUUCCCCGAGGACAUCGCUGACGUCCCUGAAGACAACUUUGAAGAACCUAUGGAUGUUUUUAUUGUGCCUGAAGAAGUGCCUGAGGGCUUCGUGCCUAAAGAGACGUAUGAUGGCCCAGAGGAAAUCCCCGAAGGAAUCUCCGAGAACCCCGAUGUGCCGCAAGGGGCUUUUUAUGUUCCUGAGGAGGCCCCUGAAGAAGUUUCUGACGACCUUGAAUAUAUGCCAGAGGAGGUGUUUGAGGGCUCUGAGGACUUCCCGCAAGAAACGUUUGGUGUUCCUGAAGAAGUCCCUGAAGAAGUUUUUGACAAUUUUGGUACUCCCGAUGAAUUUUCUGAUGGGCCUCAAGAGAUGCCUGAAGAAUUUUAUGAUACCGAAAGGGAAGUUCCCCAGGGAAUCUUCAUUGUCCCUGAGGAUAACUCUGAUACCUUCGAAGACACUUCUGCAGAUAUUUUCGAUGGACCUCAAGAAGCCCCUGAAGCCGAGGCUUCAGCAGGAAUGUUUGAUGCUCCUGAAGAAAUUCCCGAAGGAGUCUUUGGUGUCCCCGAAGAGUUUCCUCAAGAAGUUCCAGAAGGUUUUUAUGAUAUUCGUGGGGAGCUCCCCGAGGACAUGUUUGUCCCUGAAGAAGUGCCUCAAGUCGAUGGCCCCCAAGACAUCCCUGAAGGUCUCUCUGAUGGUGAGUCUCCUGUAGAAAUAAUUGGUAUCUUUGAAGUUCCUGAAGAAGUCUCUGAGGAUGCGUUUGACGGUCCUCAAGAGGCCCCUGAAGGUUUCUUUGAUGCUCCUGAAGAAGCAUAUCCUGAAGCUGGUCCCUUAAUACCUGAACUCGUCCCAGUAAGAGUGUCUUAUAUAAAACAGGAAUUCAUUGAUACCAGGGAGUCAGAAGAGGACUCCGAUGAAGACGAAAUUGUGAAUAUUGAGCCUCAAGAAUACCCACAAGAGGAGACCUAUGACCAACCCAUGGUAUAUUUCGUGCCUCAAAGCGAAACUUUCGUGCCCGAGAAUGCUGACUACACUCCCGAGGAGGAAUACAACUUUGACGGAAUAUCAGGCAUGCAGCAGGAUAUGCCACAGAUGGAUGAAGAGGAGUAUACCCCCGACGAGUCGCCCAUCGCGUCGGACAAUUAUUUUGUCGGUGAGGAACAGCCAGUGAUUGAAGAUGGUGCUUUUAUGCCUGAGGAUGAGAUCUCUAAUGACGAAGCUAUGCCAGGUAAUGAGAACCUCCCUAUGGCAAUGUUCCACACCCCUGAAGGUGAUGUAAUCGUACCUGGGUUCCUUCCAGACAUGUCGGAAGAGACUUCUUCUGAAGAAGAUGUCCCAGAACAGUUCUACCCGCAAGGUGAGGAGUCUGAGGGCGAAGACUUUGCUCCAUUCCUUACCGAGGCUGAUAAUGAGGAGAUGGUUUUCAAGCCCUUCGGCGGGUUGCCUUUCUUCCGUCCUGCUGUGGUGAUGGGCCCAGAGACCGAAGGAGAGGAGGAAUUAGAAAGCGAUGAGUCCAAUGGGCCAUAUGUACCACCGAACUUAGUCGAGAUCGUGGUUAUUGACACCCAAGGCGACCGCAGCGAUAGGCUUCCUCUCCCCUUCGCAGCCCAGCGGCCUUUCUAUGUGCAGAUGCAGCCUGAGCAGCUGCCCGUCCGCCCCAUCACACCCAUUGCCGGAGAGACAUUCCGCCCUGACGAGCCUCUGCUGCCCAUCGCCGAAGAGCCACAGACAGAUGAGUCCGAUCAGCUGACACCCAUUGUGGUCGACAAUCAGACAUUUCUCAUUCCCAAUGAAAAUAACAGCCAGAGAAUAUUUUUUCCUGAGGAUGAGGAGCCCACCCAGAGCCUCCCUGUCUUCCCUGGCCAGUGGGACGAUGAGAAACAUUUUUUUCUACCAAUCCGGAGCGAGGACGAUAGAGACAACCAGCCUCUGACUGAGGAAAAUUUCCCAGAAUUCGAGGAGCAACAACAACCAACUCAAGAAUUCCUUGAGCCAAGUUUCCCUUUCCGCCCACAGCCGCUGAUGAGAAGAACCACAUUUCCCACAGAGGAAUCUCAGGACUACUUCGAUGGCCCACAGACUCCUCAGAGGUUUGGCCAUUUCCACCCCGAGCCAAUCCCUUUCCAGAACGAUGACGACGACGAUGAUGAUGACAUAAUUUACCCUGAUUACGACACGCCAGCCGGACACAACAUCCCCUUCGACUAUUUCAUGCAGUCUCGCUACCCACAGAUGUACGGCGGAAACGACUAUUACCCACAGUCAAUCAACGAGCCUUCCAGGAACACAGAUUUCACCCCACAGAACUACCAGGUAUACGGACCACGUUUCGGAGAACAGAGCAACUUACCUUCUCAGUUCUACCGCGAUUACACCCCUUUCAACUUCAGGACCGCUAUGCCAGCCAGGUCUGCCUACAGGCAAGGUUAUCAGGGCCCUUUCCAAUUUUACUCAGGGCGGAUCGCACCACAGAGCCAGUACGAAACCAACUACGGUUAUCCUUGGAACUAUAACUAUCCUUCCCGCCGUCCUGUGUGGUAGGAAGGAAGGAAGAUAAGUAGACGACAUACUGAGGCAACAACGUGAUAGUGUCUGUCAAACAAUGCAGUAUCAUACACUGUACCCUAAGAACAAAAAUACUGGAAUGUCUUCUGGUGUUGGUAGGAACUGUAUAAACAUAUCUUUGACAACAGUAUCCAGUAAUGAUGUAUUGUUAUAAAGCUAAGACCAUGUCGUUAACUAUUUAUACGAAAGUUAUACUGUAUUUUCGAAGACAGCUGAGGUCGUAAGCAAAGCUAGAGAACACUUUGACGAAGUCGAUUAAGAUUAGAGUUUCUAGACAAUGUAACAUGUCUCAAUGUUUGUGUACCUUGGAUUCGUGGCAUUCAUUACCCUAUUAUUAUAACAUCAUCAAAUGAUGUACAUGUAAUUCUAUAUAUAAAAUUAUAAAAUGUU